AUGGCCCAGGGACCACACCAGAACUUUGCCCAGCUGUUGGCUGAGACUCGCGCUCUCACAGGAGACGAUCCAUCGUUUGCUGCCGAUACAGGCCAAUCACAAACUCUCAGUGUUUCUUCGAGGUAUCGCGGCUUGAGCAACCCUUCAUUCAGCUUUGCGCUGGCCCAGCAAUCGCUCGAACUCAUGAGUUUGGGGCUCUCGACCGACGUUUAUGAGGCAAUCCCAGGCUCGAGGACCUCUUCGGGACCUCAGCCAUCCAGAUCGUCAACCGUUAGCCACACUCAACUUCCUCCUGACCCUCUGCGUGAGAUGUCAAGAGACCAGACCCAUCAUUUAAUCGACGUCUUUGAUGAUGAAGUCGGCCACGUAUACCCGGUCUUGGAUAUAGUUGCUGUGCAUCAGAGUGCCGACCUCCUCCACAACCUCAUCCAACUGGCGCGCCAGACUCGAAGAGACGAGCCCCUGGACUACAAACUCUCUGGGGUGGAGGAGGUUGAGAUUGACAUAUUGCUGGUGGUCUUGGCGAAUGGCUUGUUUUUGCAAGAGCAUAGCCAGAGCAAGCUGGGUCUCCGGCUGUUUGACGUGGUCAGAGGUUCGAUGGAAAGGCUGACAUCUGCGGCCGAGGUCAGGACUCAACAUAUACUGUUUCUACUUCUCUCGAGUAUAUCCUACUUUUGCCAGGACGAGGAAAUUCUUGCUUGGCGCACCGUCGGCUUGGCUGCCCGGCUGAGUCAAGAGAUUGAUCUCCACCGACUUGGAACUAUAUUAACGACAACUCGCGCGGGCGACGAAGGGGUAAGAAUCAUCCGGCUAUUUUGGUCUAUCUAUAUACUCGAUCGAAGGUGGAGUCUAGGUACAGGACUCCCAUUCACGAUAAAAGAUUCCGAUAUCGACAUGUCCCUCCCAAAACCUGACGAGGGAGCUGGGUACCUCAGAGCCAUGGCCGAUCUGUACCAACUGACAGGGCGAGCAUGGAGUUUCAUCUCUGGUGGUACAAGCAAAAUGAAUGGCCAGAGGGAAGUGAACUCCGAACCACCACCGAACCAGCGCAUGUUGGACUAUCUGCAAGGACAAUUUCUUGCGUGGCACAGGUCACUACCCCUCUCCCUGACCUUUCAAAAUCCAAAGGGCCGGGCCAUGCCAGAUGACCGCGAGGUUGAGCAGCCCCGGCGGCUACAGAGUCUACGGGCGCAACUCUAUCUCCGUUCCAACGAGAUGCGCAUCCUGCUGUAUCGUCCUCUUCUCUUCUCGCCCAACUUGCUACGACCACGUCUGGCUACGGCGAAGAUGGUGGUAUCGACUGCCACAGACUCUAUCAGGGUUCUCUGGCAUCUACACAAGAUGUCUGGUCUUUAUGAAAAGCUUCAAGUUUGCUUCAACCAUUUCCUGGAGUCGUCAGUUGCCGUUCUGUUUCUCGCUCUGGCACAUGCACCCUACCAUUUUGCCUCUGCUAACAAGGAGGGUAUUGGACUGGCCAAGGAAAUCAUAGGCAAUUUGGCGGCUACGUCACCCGUAUCAAGGCGACUUUAUCGGAGAAUAAUGCAUCUUGAGGGUCUGGCCAACGGACUGCAGGUGAUACAAGGCUGUGGCAACCUCUACCAGCCUUCCUCCCGUCCGCCUCUCCCACAUACCGAGAUUUUCGACGUGGCGACUCUGUCACAGGAGCCGCAGUUAUAUGAGAAUGCAACAGAUUGGUCAGAUGAGGCAGCACAGGAGCCUGAGUGGUUGCCUCCUCAUGUUGGUGACGAGGUUCAUGGCACGCUUCUGAGCAACGUCGACUUUAGUGGGCAGAUACCGCACACGGUUGAAGUUGUGGACAGCUUCGAACCACAGUGGGAAGAUGGAGCAUUCGAUGGGCUGUUCACGACUCUUGCGUCUAUGUAG
Molecule: messenger RNA, 1884 nt
Organism: Cladophialophora carrionii CBS 160.54
Lineage: Eukaryota; Fungi; Ascomycota; Eurotiomycetes; Chaetothyriales; Herpotrichiellaceae
Exons: 3
Coding region: 1-1884 (627 amino acids)
Biological process (GO): positive regulation of transcription from RNA polymerase II promoter by galactose; DNA-templated transcription
Cellular component (GO): nucleus
Molecular function (GO): DNA-binding transcription factor activity, RNA polymerase II-specific; RNA polymerase II cis-regulatory region sequence-specific DNA binding; zinc ion binding
Source: RefSeq, a predicted model, not a curated record